CCUUUCCCUUUCGGUGUUCGCUUCGUUCGCACACAUGAAAACUUUGUGAACACCACCAUUAGCACAAGUUGCGCCCAAGCAAGCGAGAGAGGAGUUUGAUUCGAUGGAGCUGAUGGAGGCAGCUGCGUCCGGCUUGGAUCCUGCAGCUGCUCGAUUGGCGGAGGCGCCGAAGCAUCUCCGCUCGGCUUCUCGCGCCAUGGAGGGACUUGCCGCCGAGAUCCAAUCGCGGGACGACCUAUACGGGUGCGAGGAGGAGAGAUGGGCGCCUAGCUGCCGCGGGAAGGUUGCCGGCCUCGAAGCGGAGGUUAUGAAGGCCUAUAUGCUCAAGAUCUGGUUCAUCUCGGCCGGCGCCGGAAACAAGGUGCUGGCUCUGCAGGCAAGGGAUGCUACCUACCUCAUCGAGGACCUCGAGGACAUGAUCGACUACCGCAGGCUUCAGUCCAACCUCGCCAGGCGCGCCAAGGCACGUAGGCACCAAUCCGACCUGCUCCGCGCUCUCAUGUGUGGUUGGAAGCGGCUGAUUGGUUGCCAUGGGCCAUCGUCUUCGAGUCCAAAAAGCAUCAUCAGGGGGAUCAGUGUUGUGAAUGAAGAAACUCGCAGGCUUGGCCAGCUGCUGGGCAACGGCGCUGGCCCGUCGUCCAAUCCGGCCCCGCUUGACUCGGGCAGGGAAACUGGGCACACGGUGGUAUCUCGGCGCCACAAGGAGCGGGGGGAGAUUGUACAGAUGCUCAUCCAGCCGUGCCACAAGACUGUACCGGAGAUGAUUGUAUGCAUUGUUGGUAUUGGAGGAAUUGGGAAGACCACCCUCGCUCAGAUGGUGUUUAACGAUGCGAGAGUCGGGCAGCAUUUUGAUGUCAAAUGUUGGGUUUCAGUUUCCAACAACAAAAUGAACCUCACUGCAGAGAUUUUAAGGUCGGCCCAACCAGCUUGGGAUGGUUCUGCUGAGAAGAUGGUGGAUUUUGAAAUGCUAAAGUCCGAGCUCCUUCGAUUUGUUGCAUCCAAGAGGUACCUCAUUGUUCUAGAUGAUGUAUGUAACAGCACCGAUGAAAUGCUGCUGGACAUUCUCUCUGCUCUACGGUCUGCAGAUAUCGGGAGCAGAAUUUUGGUGACUUCUCGUAUGAAUAUGAUGCCUUGCAUGCUGGUUACAUCGCAGCUGUACACCGUAAAUCCACUAAAUAGCGAUGAUUGCUGGGCUCUGCUCAAAGAACAUGCUUUUCCGAGUAAUAGCGAGGAUGUCCAUCCAGAUCUGGAGCUGAUUGGGAGGCAAAUUGCUGCAAAAAUUAAUGGAUCACCUUUGAUUGCCAAGCUGGUAGGAGGGGUGCUGGGAGAUACAAGGAGCAAAAUUCACUGGAUGAAUAUCAUGGAAAUAGCAUUACAAGACGACACUAUUUUCCCCGCUCUGCACUUGAGCUACAAGUACCUGCCGGCACACCUCAAGCGAUGCUUCGUAUAUUGCAGUUUGUUUCCGCACGACUAUAAGUUUGAUCCCACACACUUGUCCCACCUCUGGAUUGCCGAGGGUUUUGUUCAACCGCAAGGCAGAGCUGAAAAAAGGAUGGAAGAUGUAGCCAGAGAAUAUUUUGAUGAGCUUCUUUCACGCUCAUUCUUCCAGGAACUCAAGCUUGGACACAAGACAUACUACUUGGUGCAUGACUUGCUCCAUGAUCUUGCAAAGUCUGUUGCAGCAGAGGACUGCGUUCGUAUCGAGGAUGACAUGAACUGUGACAUCAUGUUAACAGUGCGCCACCUGUCAGUCACCAUGAACAGUCUACAUGGUCUAACAAGUUUUGGCAGCCUUGAAAAGCUGCGCACCUUGUUAAUUCAAAGAUCACUUCCAUUCUCUAAUAGUUGCUUCCAACCAGAUUUUGCUGUUGAUUUAAAAAAUCUUCUCUUGAAGUCUAAAAAUUUGCGUGUUCUUGAUCUCAGUGACUUUUGCUUAGAAGAGUUGCCCCGGUGCAUUGGUGACUUAUUGCACCUCCGUUACAUAUCUAUCCAUGGCUCCAUACAGAGACUUCCUGAGUCGAUUGGCAAGCUCCUGCAGCUGCAAACGUUACGCUUCAUUGGGAAAUGUUCCCUUAAUAAGCUCCCUGCAAGCAUUACUAUGCUGGUCAAUUUGCGGCACCUUGAUAUUGAAACAAAGUAUACUGCAGGAUUGGCAGGCAUUGGUCAGUUAGCUAACCUGCAGGGAUCACUUGAGCUCCAUGUUGAGAAGAGGGAAGGGCAUAAACUAGAAGAGCUGAGGAACAUCAAUGGUCUCCGUGGGUCACUCAAAAUAAAGGGUCUAGAAAAUGUUUCAAGCAAUGAAGAAGCUCGCAAAGCUGAGUUGAAUAAGAAAGAAUAUCUUAAUACUCUGAAUCUGGAAUGGAGCUAUGCUAGUAGAAAUAACUCUCUUGCUGCUGAUGCGAAGGUACUCGAAGGUCUACAGCCACACCAAGGCAUACAGGUACUUCAUAUUAGAAGAUAUUGUGGCACCGAAGCUCCCAAUUGGCUACAGUCAUUGCGGCUGCUGUGUUCCUUGCACCUUAUCAAUUGUAGGAGUUUGGUCAUCCUUCCUCCAUUGGGGCUUUUGGGAACACUCAGGUAUUUGCACAUGAAGGAGUUGUGUGCAGUUGAUCGAAUUGGACAUGAGUUUUAUGGCACUGGUGAUGUGGCAUUUCCAUCCCUAAGUGCCCUUGAGCUUGAUGAUUUCCCAAAGUUGCGUGAGUGGUCUGGAAUAGAGGACAAAAACUCAUUUCCAUGCCUUGAAAGGUUAAGUCUAAUGGAUUGUCCAGAAUUGAUCAAAAUUCCUUUGUUCCUCCCAACUACUCGCAAAAUUACAAUUGAGCGUACGCAAUUGAUACCACAUAUGAGGCUUGCCCCUUUUUCUCCAAGUUCAGAGAUGCUUCAGCUGGAUAUUUGCACAAGUUCUGUCGUUCUCAAGAAAUUACUGCAUAAACAUCAUAUAGAAUCCAUUGUAGUGCUAAACAUAAGUGGUGCUGAACAGCUGCUUGUUGCUACUGAACAACUGGGAUCUCUUAUUUCUCUGCAAAGGCUUCAGUUUUCGCGGUGUGAUCUUACUGACCAGACUUUAAGAAGCAUUCUCCAGGAUCUGCCUUGUUUGUCUGCUUUGGAAAUAACAGACCUUCCUAACAUAACAUCAUUUCCAGUAUCAGGAGCACUCAAGUUCUUCACAGUGCUCACUGAGUUGUGCAUUCGCAACUGCCAAUCACUUUGUUCUCUAUCCUCAUUGCAGUGUUUUGAUUCACUAAAAUAUCUGGUGAUUGAGAGAUGCCCUGAAAUAACUGCAGCAUCAUUUCCAGUGAACUUUAGCAACCUUUCAUCUCUUAAGGUGCUGAGGAUAUCUUACUGCUCAGAGCUCCGAUCUUUGCCGGCAUGUGGUCUCCCAUCCUCACUAGAAACACUUCAUAUCAUUGCGUGUCACCCAGAGCUGUCCAAUCAAUUGAGAAACAGGAAAGGACAUUACUCUGAGAAGCUUGCAAUUGUACCUAGCGUGUUGAUUCAGUGAUAAAUAUUUUGGAGGUAUUAUAAAUAUUGAACUGCAAAGGCUGCCUUACUUUUCUGUGAUACUGUCAUGCUCAAUCUUGAGAGACAUGUCUGAUGGUAAUCUAUGUUUGCACGGUGCUGAAACUUUGGAUGGAAGUUGUAGGACACAAGUUUGAACUUUGCAGUUAUCACCUCGAUUUGUGAGAGUCAAAGAAAAUCCAGAUCAUCCUUGUGCUUUGGCAAAUUUGCAAAAGAAUGCACUGCACUUGUAGUAGCCCGCAAUCAUGUAAAUGUAGCCGACUACUGGCUCGCUGCAAUCUUCGUUUUUUUAGAAUGGUACUUGCUGUAUUUUUAUUUCUGUAUUGGUUAUGUUCUCUGUAAUUCGUGUACUCCCUCCGUCCAACAAAAGAUGUCUCAGAUUUAUCAAAAUUUGAAUGUAUGUAGGUAUAACUUAGUGUAUAGAUGCAUUCAAGUUGAAACAUCUUUUGUUGGACGGAGCAAGUAUCAUAUUUUAUAUUUGGGCUUGUGUAAAACCUUGGCCUUGCGAGGUGUUGUCAUCGCUAAGUUGAGUGUUGCUCCUCCGAAGGCAUUGAGGAUCUUGUUCUUCAACUCACUUUUGUAUCCUUGAGGUUUUGGCAUGCGCUUUUGCAAACCAACCGAGUUAUCAA
Messenger RNA from Brachypodium distachyon (stiff brome), 4151 nucleotides. Its product is annotated as putative disease resistance protein RGA3. Gene Ontology annotation, biological process: defense response to other organism. The transcript has a single exon. The record is from RefSeq and is a predicted model, not a curated record. Lineage: Eukaryota; Viridiplantae; Streptophyta; Magnoliopsida; Poales; Poaceae. Gene Ontology annotation, molecular function: ADP binding. Bases 104 to 3505 code for a protein of 1133 amino acids.